Molecule: messenger RNA, 456 nt
Organism: Staurois parvus
Lineage: Eukaryota; Metazoa; Chordata; Amphibia; Anura; Ranidae
Source: the annotation of a GenBank genome assembly
GUCCACAGUCUCUUGGUCAUCUCCUGUACUGUCUGCAGUCUCUUGGUCAUCCCCUGCACUGUCUGCAGUCUCUGGGUCAUCCUCUGCACUGUCUGCAGUCUCUGGUCAUCCCCUGUACUGUCUGCAGUCUCUGGUCAUCCCCUGUACUGUCCGCAGUCUCUGGUCAUCCCCUUCCUGUCCGCACUCUGGUCAUUUCCUGCACCGUGUCCGCAGUCUCUGGUCAUCCACUGUACUGUCUGCAGUCUCUGGUCAUCCACUGUACUGUCCUCUGUCUCUUGGUCAUCCCCUGUACUGUCUGCAGUCUCUGGUCAUCCCCUGCGCUGUCCGCAGUCUCUUGGUUCCCUGUACUGUCUGCAGUCUCUGGUCAACUCCAGUACUAUGUUCGCAGUCUGUGGUCAUCUCCUGUACUAUGUGCGCAGUCUCUGGUCAUCUCCUGUACUGUCCGCAGUCCCUGGU